GCGGUUUCUCCCGCCCACGCCGGGAGCGGCUCUCCCGAUUGGCGGAAAGUUUCAUCCUUGCGCUUUGAGACCACUUGACGUCUCCUCGUUGUGUUACCAAGGGAAGGGGACCGACCUGCCCAGACGCACCUCCACGGCCCUGUCGCGAAAGAAAGGAACAUGGCUGAGGUUCACGAUGAUGGUGACAAGCCGAUCGCUGGCGACACUGUGGACGCCCUGAAACAGUUUACAAAGAGGUCGAAAGCAGAGACUACAGGCAGCAGUGGGUCAACUGAGGAAGUGGACUCCACCCCCAGCAGCAGAGACAGCAGUGCAGCAGGCUCGGACCCCCACCGCUACAGGAUGGACUAUCCCAGCAUGGGAACCUGUGUGAUUAUCAACAACAAGAACUUCCACAGUAGCACAAAUAUGAGCGCUCGUAAUGGGACGGAUGUUGAUGCUGCCAUCGCUAUGAAGACCUUCUCUGAUCUGGGUUAUAAGCUCAAAGUGGCCAAUGACCAGACCGUGAAGAAGAUGAAACAACUGCUGUCAAAUGUGUCGGAGGAGGACCACAGCGGUAGCGCGUCGUUUGCGUGUGUCUUGCUGAGUCACGGAGACAACGGGGUGAUUUAUGGCACGGACGGCUGUGAGAUGAUUGAAAACCUGACGAAAUACUUCAAAGGAGACCGGUGCAAAAGUCUGGUGGGGAAACCGAAGCUCUUCUUCAUACAGGCGUGCCGUGGUACAGCCCUGGACGACGGAGCUAUAUACGAGACAGACAGCGUGGACGAGCAGACGUCAGAGAGGAUUCCUGUGGAGGCUGAUUUCCUGUAUGCUUACUCGACUGCUCCAGGAUACUACUCGUGGAGAAACACGGGCAACGGCUCCUGGUUCAUGCAGGCCAUGUGUGAAAUGUUGCAGCAAUACAGGGGGGAGCUGGAGUUGAUGCAGAUCAUGACCCGGGUCAACCGCAAGGUGGCGCUACACUUUGAGUCUGCCUCCAACCUACCUGGAUACAGCGGCAAGAAGCAGAUACCCUGCAUUGUCUCAAUGUUGACCAAAGACUUCUACUUUCCCUAGAAAUGGAAAAGACUUUUACUCUUUUCACGGCGUUGGAAACGGAGUCAAAAGUGACACAUUUCAACGAUCAUUAAUUUGACUUUCAAAGAUAUUUGCACAAAGUUCUGUGGUGCACUGUGUUGGCUGUGCAAACAAGACAGCAUCCGUUUUAGAUAGUUUUUUAAUGUCACUACAAGCAGAAUCCAAGGAUAAAAUGGAACACACUAUCAGUUUUUUUUAACGUUGGCUUACGUUUUAACUUUUUUUUCUACUUUGAUCAUCGUGUUUGACAGAAAAAGAUACUGCAUUUUAAAUGCAGUAUUUUUAAUUGGUAAAAAAUUUCGUUGACCACAUACAACUUAACUUGACAGCUCUUGACCAAUCUUUUAAUGCAGCAAAUACAUAAUGUAAACCAGUGUGACGGUAUGACAAUUAAUCUUUUAUUUUCUUUUACCUUUUGAGGGGGAUUUGAUCCAUGUCCCAUUAAAAUCUAGUAAAUGUUAAAGUAGGGGAGUGAACCAGGGAUAGUGAAUAUAACUUCUGCCAUUGUCUCUGUGCUGUGCUAACAAAUAAUCACUAUUUUUUUUAGAAUUAUUGUGAACUGCGAUCCCGGUGGGCUGCAGCAUUAUCAAAGUGAAUUUUUUUAUUGUUGCUUUAUGUUGCAGGGCUACUGACAAAUCAGAGGCCUGGAAUUCAAACAGUGUUUUACAUUUCCUGUAAUUGAUACAUCUCAUCUGUCUAAUUAGUUACUUUGGGUUUUUUUGUUUUUUAAGAAAUAGCAAUUAAAAUUUGGUAAAACUCA
Scophthalmus maximus (turbot) is the source of this 1840-nucleotide messenger RNA. RefSeq names its product caspase-3. The transcript has 7 exons. Bases 160 to 1059 code for a protein of 299 amino acids. Gene Ontology annotation, biological process: erythrocyte differentiation; keratinocyte differentiation; positive regulation of apoptotic process. The record is from RefSeq and is a predicted model, not a curated record. NCBI's taxonomy places the organism in Eukaryota, Metazoa, Chordata, Actinopteri, Pleuronectiformes, Scophthalmidae. Gene Ontology annotation, cellular component: cytoplasm.